AUCAGCCCAAGUACAGAACACAUACUGUAUGCAAGGCAGAGUCUUACAUGGAUGCAGAGACUGCUCCGCCAGAAGGACUAGCACAAACUAAGUCUUCUGCCAGGAUGUAUUCUGCAAGGUGUGUAUUGCCUCGUAUAUGGUGCCCAAAUCAAAUACAGGAGGGUAGGGUAUGAGACUUGGCUCUGUGACGUACUCUGGUAGAAGAAUUCUGAGGCUGACAGACAGAAGAGAGAGGGGAGCCUUACACUGCAGCAAAUGAUCAAGAAUUUUUUGCGUAAUGACUCAGAAGAAGAAGAGCUAAAAGAGAUAAACCAUACAAUUCCUAGAGAAAGUAACAAGAAAGCACAAGAGCAGCAAGAUCAAUUCUAUACCCACAGAGAGGAGGAAAAUUCCUGCAGGGAGGAGGAAAGACUCCAUAUUAGUAAAGCUCAGGUUAAAGGCCAGCAUCUCAGACAACAUCUGGAGGAAGAGCAGCUGUUUAGAGAUCCACAAGAAGAGAGUCUUGUUAAGGAACAUCAAGAAGAAGAAGAGAGGCUCCGUAGAGAGCAUCAGGAAGAAAAGCUCCGUAGAGAGCCGUGUGAAGGGGAGGAAAAGCUCCGCAGGGAGCAGCAACGUGAAGAGGAGGAAAGACUCCAUAGACAAUAUCAGGAAGAAACUCUUCGAAGAGAACAACAAGAAGGAGAGGAGAGGCAACGGAAAGAUCGCCAACAAGAAAUAAGAUUGCAAGCAACACAUCGCAAUCAGAUAGAAGGGAACCUACCCACAGAACAUUCAGGAGAAAAAUUUUGGUGGGAGCAAGAAACUGAGAAGCACAAUAUAGCUCAGCAGAAAUAUUACAGGGAUCAGCACGUAGAGCACUUAUGCAAUGAUGCCAUGCAGUCCCAUCUAGAGCCUGAGCUAUUUUCUGUCAGGCAUAUUAAGGAGAACAGUGAUGAGGGAGAAGAUACAAGCCAGACCCUUCCUGUCUUGCCUCCAGGUUGGGGAUGUCCACCAUUGGUGCCACCUCCAAGUCCAUCUAGACCUAAAAGCCCUUGGGGAAAACUGGACCCCUAUGAUUCCAAUGAGGAAGACAGAGAAUAUGUUGGAUUUGCUACUCUCCCCAACCAGGUCCAUCGAAAGUAUGUUAAGAAAGGCUUUGAGUUCACUCUCAUGGUUGCAGGUGAAUCUGGUCUGGGAAAGUCCACUCUUAUAAACAGUCUUUUCCUGACAGAUCUCUAUCGGGGCCGUCAGCUACCAAGUCCAGAAGAGCGAGUAACACAGACCAUAGAGAUUGUGAAGCAGACAGUGGAUAUUCAGGAGAAAGGUGUCAGACUCCGUCUAACUGUAGUUGACACACCUGGCUAUGGGGACGCCAUAAACAAUGAAGAGUGCUGGAAACCUGUGGCUGACUACAUUGACCAACAAUUUGAGCAAUACUUCAGAGAUGAAAGUGGCCUAAACCGCAAGAAUCUCCAGGAUACGCGUGUGCACUGCUGUCUGUACUUCCUGUCACCUCUGGGACAUGGAAUGCGUCCCCUGGACAUAGAGUUCCUUCGAGCACUUCAGGACAGAGUAAAUAUUGUUCCAAUUCUGGGAAAAGCUGACAGUCUUACGCCGAAAGAACUCAUACAAAAAAAGCAAAGGAUACGUGAGGAAUUAGAUCAUUAUGGGAUUCGGAUUUAUCAGUUUCCAGAUUGUGACUCAGACCAAGAUGAAGAGUUUAAGAUUCAAGAUAUGGAAUUGAAGAAAAGCAUUCCUUUUGCUGUCAUUGGUUCCAAUACCAUUGUGGAGGUAAAUGGGAAACGUGUCAGGGGCCGUCUGUAUCCUUGGGGAGUUGUAGAAGUUGAAAAUGAACAGCAUUGUGACUUUGUCAAGCUGCGUACAAUGCUGGUCCGUACUCACAUGCAAGACCUUAAGGAUGUCACGAGAGAAACCCACUAUGAAAACUACCGGGCACAGUGCAUCCAGAGCUUGACACAACGGGUGGUUAGGGAACGGAAUCGCAAUAAGUUGACUCGAGAAAGUGGUACCGAUUUUCCAAUUCCCAGCGUGCCUCCGUCACCAGAUCAUGAGACUAUGAAACUGAUCCGAGAGAAGGAUGAGGAGCUGCGGAGAAUGCAGGAGGUCCUACAGAACAUGCAGCGGCAGAUGAAAGACUCUAAGUAGAUCUUUGUUGUGCCACCUCUAAACACUUAUCAUAAUACCUCAAAUUCUCCAUUUACUUCAUUUCACCCGAAGACCAAGUCCUGUAAAAUCUAGCAUAUGAAAACGAAUGGUACUUGCAUGGAGAAACAUAGACCAAAUGACAUAAAAGCACAUCUAGAGAGUUCAUGUAUGUUUCUUAGGAAUGAACGGUAUUAUAACCACUAGACCCAAUACACUUUGCCCACCAGGAUGCUACAUUCACACUGUUGUCACAGCACAAAAAACACAUCGGUAGACUACAUUUUUUUAAAGUGAAGUUCCACAUUGUAGUCAGUUUGAUUUGUUUUCUUUUAGUGAUUGGAAUUAUUUAAAAAGUCCCAAUAUGACUCACCCACAUACAUUAGAUGUAUAUAGGUAAUGUAGUCAUGUAGGCAUUAGAGAGAGCAGUAGGAUUGUUGUAAAGCCAGUCUACCAGAAUGUCCAGGAUGAAUGUCUGUCAAAAAGGUUCUGGGAUCUGCUGGGAUUUGUUGUCAUGGCCUGGGAAUACACAAAAGUCCUAGAAUGGGUGCCCCAUCUCCAUAAAGAACAUAUACAAAUAUACUAGUAUACUCUCCUAAUGGCGUGAACAUCUGUUUUUCUUUUUAUUAAUUUUCAUCAGAAAAUUGAUUCACAUAUGUUGCUUAAUCUACCCCAUAGAGGCCCAAAUUCUCUUAUAUCCUUUAAACAGUAGAUUACAAAAUUCUGCCUUCCUGUGUCCACCACUAGGUGGCGCUUAGUGCAUACAAAUUUGUACUUCUGUCAUUGUACUCGGUAUGUUGUCCCUAAGUGGCAGCUGUGGGAAAAUCGGUGACUGUUAUGGGAAGCAGUACAGAGCUUAGACUUGUUGUUUUCCCAUAUGGUAGGUUUUUUAAUAGUGUUUGGGAGGAAGGGUUGUUUUAAGGAAGUUUUAGCGCUAAAGAAACCAUAUCCAGCUAGUGUUGCAUGCUGCUUACUUCUGCCAUCUAGUUAUGAGAUUGAUAUACAUUACACUAGACUUGUGCACUAGAAAAAUUUUUGUUUAAUUUCGUUUUGUUUUUUCGUUUUGGAAAAAAAUUUCGGUUCGGCAAUAUUUUCGGUUUUGAUUUUUCGGAUACAUUCGGUAUUCGGGUAUUCGUGUUGUUUUUUCGGAUACAUUCGGUAUUCGGGUACAUUCGGUAAAUCUUU
Hyla sarda is the source of this 3327-nucleotide messenger RNA. RefSeq names its product septin-4-like. Bases 256 to 2145 code for a protein of 629 amino acids. Gene Ontology annotation, cellular component: microtubule cytoskeleton; septin ring; cell division site. Gene Ontology annotation, biological process: cytoskeleton-dependent cytokinesis; regulation of exocytosis. The transcript has 12 exons. Gene Ontology annotation, molecular function: GTP binding; molecular adaptor activity; GTPase activity. The record is from RefSeq and is a predicted model, not a curated record. Lineage: Eukaryota; Metazoa; Chordata; Amphibia; Anura; Hylidae.